GGAAGCUGCGCGGCCCGGGAGUGUGUGUGUGUGGGCGGCACCAUUCAGCGUCUGCUCUCCUCGCUCCUCACUAUGAGCGGCGCCAACCGGGCCCGGCCCGAGGCCUUCGGUGACCCGGCCAGGGGGCGGAGCUGCCAAGGGCCCCCCCGGAGGAGCCGCGGGAGGGGCCGCCUCUGUGCCUGCCGGCUUCAGCGCCAUCAAGCUGGGCAGAGACAAUGGAAAAGUAACCACAGUAGUGGCCACGCCAGGCCAGGGUCCAGACCGUCCGCAGGAAGUGUCCUAUACAGACAUCAAAGUCAUCGGCAAUGGUUCAUUUGGCGUGGUUUAUCAAGCAAGACUUGUGGAUUGUGGAGAGAUGGUGGCGAUUAAGAAAGUCUUGCAAGACAAGAGAUUUAAGAAUCGUGAACUGCAGAUCAUGCGUAGAUUGGAUCACUGUAACAUUGUGCGUCUGAGAUAUUUCUUCUACUCCAGCGGAGAGAAGAAGGAUGAAGUUUAUCUGAACUUAGUCCUGGACUUUGUCCCAGAAACAGUCUAUCGUGUUGCUCGGCACUUUGCAAAAGCCAAAUCCACGCUGCCGUCCCUAUAUGUGAAGGUCUACAUGUACCAGCUAUUCCGUAGUCUGGCCUAUAUCCAUUCUCAAGGUGUCUGCCAUAGAGAUAUCAAACCACAGAACUUACUGGUUGAUCCGGAUACAGCAGUGCUGAAACUCUGUGACUUUGGCAGUGCAAAACAGUUAGUGAGGGGGGAGCCGAAUGUGUCGUAUAUCUGCUCCCGCUACUAUAGAGCACCGGAACUUAUAUUUGGAGCCACAGACUACACUGCAAACAUUGACAUAUGGUCAGCAGGUUGUGUUCUGGCAGAGCUGCUCUUGGGUCAGCCCAUUUUCCCUGGAGACAGUGGUGUGGACCAGUUGGUAGAGAUCAUAAAGGUUUUAGGAACUCCCACCAGGGAACAAAUACGCGAGAUGAAUCCAAAUUACACAGAAUUCAAAUUUCCACAAAUAAAAGCACAUCCCUGGACAAAGGUCUUUAAGCCCCGUACCUCUCCUGAAGCCAUCACGUUGUGCAGCCGGCUUUUGGAGUACACCCCAGACACCCGCCUCUCCCCACUACAGGCCUGUGCACACUCCUUCUUUGAUGAGCUUCGCGACCCCAACACACGCCUACCCAGCGGCAGGGAAUUGCCUCCCAUGUUCAAUUUCAGUUCUGUAGAACUAUCAAUUCAGCCCACACUGAACUCCAUCCUCAUACCCCCUCAUGCACAAUCACAGUUACAUCACGGUAAGUGGCUCUGUGGUAACGGUUGA
Molecule: messenger RNA, 1306 nt
Organism: Staurois parvus
Lineage: Eukaryota; Metazoa; Chordata; Amphibia; Anura; Ranidae
Source: the annotation of a GenBank genome assembly